Messenger RNA from Manis pentadactyla (Chinese pangolin), 1739 nucleotides. Its product is annotated as olfactory receptor 1A1-like. The record is from RefSeq and is a predicted model, not a curated record. NCBI's taxonomy places the organism in Eukaryota, Metazoa, Chordata, Mammalia, Pholidota, Manidae. Gene Ontology annotation, cellular component: membrane. The coding region runs from base 273 to 1202 and encodes 309 amino acids. Gene Ontology annotation, biological process: G protein-coupled receptor signaling pathway. The transcript has 2 exons. Gene Ontology annotation, molecular function: G protein-coupled receptor activity; olfactory receptor activity.
CACAAAAGACCCACUUUCCAGAACUACUACUGGAUUUCUCCAGCAUAUCUGCCUCCAAAAACUAAUGUCAAGGAGUUAGACGAGCAGUCUACAAACUCCACACUGUGGAAGAUGAAUGACGGCCACAGGACCAGGACCCUUUUUGACAGCAUCUGAGCACCAGGAGCUGUGGGUGUUGGAUAACAGAGUCUUUAUGACAAAGACAUCGAGGGAUAGCCAGAAACUACAUUGCCUGUAUCAUCUUUGACCCUCCCCAAAUCCAAAGAGGAUCCAUGAGAGAAGACAACCAGUCCCUCACCCUCAACUUCAUCCUCCUGGGAGUUGGUGGUCCCCGGCAACAGGAAGAUUUCUUCUCCAUACUCUUCCUCUUCAUUUACCCCAUCACAAUGAUAGGAAACCUGCUCAUCAUAUUGGCCAUUCACGCUGACAUUCGCCUCCACAACCCCAUGUACUUUCUCCUUGCCAACCUCUCCUUUGUUGACAUCUUCUUCUCCUCUGUAACCAUCCCCAAGACACUGGCCAACCACAUCUUAGGCAACAAAGCCAUCUCCUUUGGGGGAUGCCUGACACAGAUGUGUUUCAUGUUAGCCUUGGCUAACACAGACAGCUAUAUCUUGGCUGCAAUGGCAUAUGACCGUGCUGUGGCCAUCAGCCGCCCACUUCAUUACAUAACAAUUAUGAGCCCAAGGACUUGUGUCCUGCUAGUUGUUGGGUCUUGGGUGGUUGGAAACGCCAAUGCCCUCCCCCACACCCUGCUCACAGCUAGUCUGUCUUUCUGUGGAAACCAGGAAGUGGCCAACUUCUACUGUGACCUUGCCUCUUUACUCAAGCUGUCCUGUUCUAACAUCCAGUUCAAUGUGAAGAUGAUGUAUCUAGGGGCUGGUGUUUUCUCUGUGCCAUUACUAUGCAUCGUCAUCUCUUAUGUUCAGGUCUUUUCCACAGUCUUAAGGGUUCCAUCCACCAAGGGUGUGCUCAAGGCCUUCUCCACCUGUGGGUCCCACCUCACUGUUGUUUCUUUGUAUUAUGGGACAGUCAUGGGCAGGUAUUUCCACUCUCUGACCAGUUACACCCUAAGGGAUAUAGUGCUCACUGUGAUGUAUGUUGCGGUGACCCCAAUGUUAAAUCCUUUCAUCUACAGUCUGAGAAACCGAGACAUGAAGGCAGCUCUAGGGAAGCUCUUCAGCAAGAGAACAUCCUUAUAAACAAUGUGAGGUCAUAUUGGUCUGUAGUUAGCAUUUUGGAUGAACUUGAAACUCCAGUCCUAACAACCUGUUCCUCCAAAAGUCAUCUUUAUUCUUUCCAGUCACUGUAUUCAUGUUCGUCUUAGACAAGUUGUAACAUUUUGAUAGAACAUUCUAUUGAGAUUAUCAAUUUGUACCCAUUAUUGCUCCUUUUAGUAGAUUGACAGCAAUGGAUUAUUAUGUUCAAGUCCCACCUUAUACUACUAACCAAGCAGAGUAAAGUUAAAAGUGUUUAAGGCCUGGAUUCUACAGAAUAGAAAAAAUAAUAAUAACUUCCUUGUCUUUGUAGUGGAGUAUGAGGAACACAGUGUUUCAUAUUUUGAAGGUUAUAAAUCACCAUUCAAAUGUCAAUUUUUUUGGACUGGGAAGUUCAAUCAUCCCUACUUUGGUUACAGAUCUUCAGGGAAAGGGCUGUCUUAAUGCAUCAUUCUAGUUCUCCCAAAAUUGGUCAUGAAAUGCAUCCAAUAGUUAUUUGUGGAGGUCGAAUGAAUGAAUGUA